Molecule: messenger RNA, 1930 nt
Organism: Gamsiella multidivaricata
Lineage: Eukaryota; Fungi; Mortierellomycota; Mortierellomycetes; Mortierellales; Mortierellaceae
Exons: 2
Coding region: 249-1826 (525 amino acids)
Source: RefSeq, a predicted model, not a curated record
CUGCUUGUUGCUAUUGAUUUUGGUAAGCUCCGGCUCCUAUUUGAAUGAGGGGAUGGCUGCUUGAGGCAAGGCAAUUUGUAUUAAUAACCCUUUGUUUCGCACCUGUUCAAAUCCAGGAACCACCUUCUCCGGAGUCGCGUAUGCCUUCAAAUCGAACGGAGAUGUCAUCGAGAUGACCACUUGGUAAGCGUCUCGUCUUUGUUUACAGAGGCGGUGUUGUUUGGUGUACUCGGCCUUCUGAUUGGGCUAUGUGCAUUCGUGAGAUCAUUAUAGACAUUUAUUUCUUUCCACCAUCUUCGCUCUCUAGGCCGCAGCAGGCAAACUUGUACGGAAAAGUGCCUACAAUCAGCGCUUACAGCAGGGAGAAUGACAAGAUGCACUCAUGGGGAUACGCGGCCAAGGCUGCGAUGUUAACACCCGCCGGUCGCAACUUGGAGCUUUUGCAAAAGUUCAAGUUGUUCCUCGACAACGACCUCGCUCCGUACUUGCCUCCUCUGCCCAGGAACAUCAACCCUCAGAAUGCCAUCAGUGACUAUCUGCGAGCAAUUCAUACUUACGCCAUCGGUGAGAUCUUCAAGAACACUGCAGGAGGCAUGGUUUUUGACCAAUCGCACAUCCAGUACUGUCUGACGGUCCCUGCCAUGUGGACUGAUGCCGCAAAGGGAGUCAUGCGUCAGACCGCGAUCAACGCGGGUCUGAUCCAGCCUAAUGACCCACCCCAUCGUCUGCUUUUGAUCUCUGAGCCCGAAGCAGCUGCCAUGUAUUGCGAGAGAAAGUGCGAACAGUUCAAUCUGCAUCACGGAGAUCGAUUCAUGAUUUGCGAUGCUGGAGGUGGAACGGUUGAUUUGAUUGUCUUUCAAGUCGAUUACAGCUCUGGAACGCGCACCUUGAUUGAAGUUACGCGUGGAUCAGGCGCCAGCUGCGGAUCAGGAUUCUUGGAUGAGAACUUUUCAUUGCUUGUUCGUCAAAAGCUCCAGCGAUAUGAUCUUCAGCCCAAGGCAUGGGCACAAAUCAUGGAAGAAUUCGUGUUCAUGCACAAGCCUCAGUUUGAUGGCGAUGACGACUCUUUCAUCUCGAUGCCCUCCUCCGUCGCCAACUUGGUCGAUCUGGACAUGAGACUGGAGGAUGGACUCUUGGCGAUUCCAGCUCAGGAGAUGCGAGAACUUGUUUUUGACCCCGUUGUGAACCAGGUUCUGGGCUUGAUUGACGGACAGUUGAACCAGGCGCAGCAGUGCUCGGCCAUUUUCUUGGUCGGUGGAUUUGGUUCGUCGCCCUACCUGCACAAGCGCGUCCAGCAAGAAUUCGAGAACCGCGUGCCACUUAUUCGCUACCCUCCUCGUCCAGACCUGGCAGUUGUCCGUGGUGCUGUCUAUCACGGAUUGACCCACCAGCCUAUUCAAGCCCGUGUCGCCCGCCGUUGGUACGGUGUUGACACCACGCGUCCUUACAAGGCUGGCGAUCCUGUUGAGAAGAAGUAUAUGCAGGAUGGCAAGUACCGCGUCCGCGAUGGUUUUUCAGUCUUUGUCCGCCCUGGUCAGUCGAUUGGUGUGGACGAGUGCAUCAGCAAAAAAUACAUUACGCACAAGUACCCGGAACCUCUUUCAUCGCCACUUUAUGUAUACACCGGAGAGGACCAGCCCGAGUUUGUUGACUCACCUGGUGUCCAGAAGCUGUGCGACUUCACGAUUCCAUUGCCUCAUAUGCCUGGUGCUGCUCCAGGAACGCCUGUGAUUUUUACUUUGAGGAUGUAUUUUGGACUGACGGAAUUGAGGGCCGAGGCAGAGUUUCAAUCAGGAGAAGUCAUUUCGACGCUCUGUCAGUUCUAAGAUAGGCGCAUUAGGCGCCUUCUCCCUCUUCUCCCUAUCUUUCUCAGCAUAUGAAUGUAACAACAGCCGUAAUACAAGUAAAGUAAAAGUUUUUUGAUUAUCCA